GGUCUGAUUCUAAACAGGGACUUGCCGCCUGAUGGCAGCUUGGUGACUAGCUUUGUGGUUUACCUCUCCAACGGAUCAGAGCGAUUGGAGUACAGCAAUGUCACUGAAAACACCACAGAGGUGGCUGUGCCUCCAGAGUUUGAGUUCGACUACAUGUACUUUUGGAUCUUCAGCAAAUCUUCUUUGGCGGAAGCCACCACGCCACAGGUUCACAGCAUUGUUGACGUGGACGCAACUGUGCAGACUGUCGAGUUUGUUGGAGAGGACCUCGACCUUGAGAACUUGGGAGGCUUCGUCCGUUGGACGCCCAAUGGGGCGAUGACGCUGCCUCCCGCUGCCAAGCCCCUUGCCCUCCAGGUUGUCCCGGAUCAUCAGCGCGAGGGUGUCCUGGAUCGCGGCCAUGAAAUAGAGGUCCAAGUAGUCCUUCAGGAGGCGGAGGUCCCACCGGCAUCGGUCCUUGGGAAGUUGAUCCAAAGGCCCUUUGCAACACCUCGAGGGAUUGCCUCACCGUCUCCUGCCAGCCAGCUCCUCGGUCAUGCCGUUCAGAUGCUGGACCUUGUUGUCUUCCAUCAGCUCCGCUUGCCGCCGUCGAAGAUCUUCUCGACAAACUUGUCCUUCACGGACGAAGAUCUAGAUGGCGGUGAAGUCUCGAACUCACUUACCUGGACGCAGCCAGAGGUGCCAGAUGUUUUGGUGGACUUCCGCGUGUUCCUCGCUUUGUCAGAUGCAUCUGCGAUGACGGAACUAGGUGCUGCACCUGCGGAAAGCAGCAUUUUCUUCGUGAACGAAGGCACUCCGAUUGAAAACUACACGCAGAUCUUGGUGUACUCGAGAUCAUCAGCAAUGACACAAAGUACACCUUCGGCAGUGAACGUCACGGAUCUGGAUGAAAGCGUCUCAAAUGUUCGCUUUGAAGACUACGACUUGGAUGCUUUAGACCUCGGUGGUGGAGUCAACUGGACACCUCCAGAACCUUUGGAGGGUACCAAGUACUACUCCAUACAGCUGGUUUGGGAUCAGACAUUUGAUUAUCGCAGUGUCAUUUCUGAAGUGAGUGUCGGGGAGCGGCACUACGAAAUUCCUGUAGAUACGUACCUCGGGACUUUCCCCUACAUGUACGUUUACACCAAGUCCAGUCUGUUGGAGCAGACAACACCUGUGGGCAUCCUGAUCAGUGACACUGCACCUGAGAUCACAAAUAUCCAGUUCUCAGACCAGGACUUGGACCAAUAUGAAAUCGGCGGGAACCUCACCUGGACCGAGCCUCUAAGCCGCAAUGGAGAAACGAGUCAACAGGGGUGGUGUGGGUGGCCCUGCUUAAUUUCGCUGUUGGGUGGAGGCCAUCGCUAG
Durusdinium trenchii is the source of this 1350-nucleotide messenger RNA. The record is from the annotation of a GenBank genome assembly. NCBI's taxonomy places the organism in Eukaryota, Dinophyceae, Suessiales, Symbiodiniaceae.